Molecule: messenger RNA, 1482 nt
Organism: Lycium barbarum (goji berry)
Lineage: Eukaryota; Viridiplantae; Streptophyta; Magnoliopsida; Solanales; Solanaceae
Exons: 3
Coding region: 1-1482 (493 amino acids)
Source: RefSeq, a predicted model, not a curated record
AUGGUAAGUGAAUCAGAUUGUCUCAUCAAAGGUAGAGCUAUUACAGAAAACAUCCUCUUAGCUCAGGAAAUCAUUGAAGACAUAAAGAAACCUAACAGAGGAGGAAAUGUAGUCUUAAAGCUAGACAUGACCAAAGCCUAUGAUAGAGUCUUUUGGAAGUUUCUAGGCUUAACUCUAAGAAAACUGGGAUUCUUUGAUCAGUGGGUGGAUAUUACCCACAACUACAUUGCUAAUAAUUGGUAUUCUGUCAUUGUGAACGGAGGAAGGCAUGGUUUUUUCACCUCAAGUAGAGGUUUAAGGCAAGGCGACCCUCUUUCACCUUCUUUGUUCACCCUAAGUGUUGAAUUACUAUCGCAAAUGCUCAACAAGUUACAAAAUUCUGCUAGCUUUAAAGGUUUCUACAUGAAUCACAAUGGACCAAAGAUAAAUCAUCUAACAUUUGCGGAUGAUACCAUUCUUUUCUGUAAUGGCAGCAAAAGGUCGAUGGAACUGAUUUUGAAAACUCUCAACACCUAUGAAGGGGUUUCCGGCCAACUCAUUAACAAGGAGAAAAGUUGCUUUGGUAUGGCUGAUAACACCAAUAUUGCUACUAUCAACAGGCUGAAGUUUAUAACUGGAAUGGAGCAUCAAGAAUUUCCUAUUAAAUAUCUUGGAUGUCCCCUUAUAUCUGGAAGGAAAAAAAAUGCUUUCUACAGUGGCAUUCUCAACAACAUUAUUAGCAGAAUCAGAGGCUGGCAAACUAAAUUUCUAUCAACGGGAGGAAGACCUGUGUUUUUAGCUCUUCCUAUCCACCUCCUGGCUGCUGUCAACCCCCCAUCAGGAUACAAGUGGGAAGCACCAUUGGGUUUCCUGGAAAAACUUAGGCCUCUUUCUCAAUUCGGGCUAAGUGACACACAUCUGGGAAAUAUCAAGAUAAAUGAAGUCUUCAAGGAUGGGGAACGGGACUGGAAUUGCAUCCAAAACCUACUACCAGAGGAGAUAAAAAAUCACAUUACAAAUAGAGAGAUCACUCUUGAUCCCAACUCAGACGACAAAGCCAUUUGGACUCCAUCUACCACUGGAAAAUUCACUAUUAGCUCAGAUUGGGAAUUUCUCAGGCAAAAAAAGAAUAACAAUACCAUGGAUGGACAGAUCUGGCAAAAGGAUAUUCCUUUCAAAAUGUCCUUCCUUACAUGGAGGGCAAUUCACAAUAAGUUUUCUACUAAUCAGAGGGUUUCUAGGUUUGGUAUUACUAUAUCUCAAAACUCUCAUUGUUGUGCUACUGUAAAUAGUAUGACAGAGAUGGAAAGCUCAGAUCACCUCUUUUGCAAAGGUGAUUUGGCCAGGAAGAUCUGGCACCAUUUUGCUGGUCCAAUGGGGAUAGCAUACAGGAACAUUAACCUCAAAAUGAUGCUUCUCAACUGGUGGAAUCACAAAUCACACAAUCCUAUCACAAACUACAUCACUAAGAUCAUUCCUCCCAUUGUUUGUCGGGAAAUAUGA